This is a messenger RNA of Salvia splendens (bonfire salvia), 1302 nucleotides long. RefSeq lists its product as uncharacterized. The coding region runs from base 99 to 1172 and encodes 357 amino acids. Gene Ontology annotation, biological process: meristem development; meristem maintenance. NCBI's taxonomy places the organism in Eukaryota, Viridiplantae, Streptophyta, Magnoliopsida, Lamiales, Lamiaceae. The record is from RefSeq and is a predicted model, not a curated record. The transcript has 4 exons.
CUAUGUGAAGCUGCACUUGGUAAGAGGACCGAUGUCGGGGGAGCUCUUACAUUGUUACAGCUGUGGGCUUGGGAAGAAUCCCAAUUAUUAGACCGCAGAUGCUGAACCCCGCGCCCGUAGACUACUUACCAUGUGCAGUCGCAUGGACUGGUCGGGCCUCUUAUGUAAAAGCACCGGGGCAUUGCAUUGAAACUUUCAGAGAUCAGUUCUCAACAAUGCAUGCCAAUCAGUUUAUUUGGAGGCCGUAUGAUUCGCGAAAUCUGCCGGAUGUUUGUGUUGCCGGUCGUCCUAUAUGGACGUCGAUGACAACACUAAUCUGCUGGAAUAUGGUUGAGCCACACAUGCCACAGCGGGUGUUGCGACAAUUUGGGAUUGUCCAACCUUAUAUCCCGAUUGUCGACCGGUUCCACGGAUCUGAUUUUACGAAACAGGAUCGACGUGGCAAAGCAGGUCGGAACUGGGUUCAGUGGCACGCCAAUCAUAUACAAGAUUGGCAUAAUAGGCAGGACACGGUGUAUGUUGAUUUGGAGUACUCAAUGGUGCUUGUUGCUACUGAUGAGUACAUGGACUGGUUUCGCCGGAUAACCGUGGUGUACCUAACAAAACCUGGGGUGCAUUCUCAUGAGGGCUUCCAUGAAACGGCGGCCUCUCAUCACUACGCGGUGGAGACCCUUCACAAAAUACGCCACUUUCUUAGGGAGCAAGACAUGUCAGGACGGCCGGAUUUAUUCACCAUUUCGAGAAUGGUUGAAGAUGGCCUCCAGAUAUGUGGGGAAGCUGAGACGAUGGACCACCGUCCUUCACAGCGCUCUGAGCUGGACCUUGACAUGCCCGUGCGGCAAAAAGCGAAGCGGCGUGGAAAGAAGAAAGUUGGUGGAGAGUCGUCAUCAUCAAGGAUGGAUACUCAGUUGGUUGAUGAUUCUGAUGACGAUUUUGUGGCUCCACCUCCACCAAGAUCUGCCGUGCGGGGUCGUCACUCAGUCAGCCACACGGGUGGUACAGGAGAAGAUUUCGGUCUCAGCGAUCAACAAUCUCCACCUCGGUCUUCUGCGAGAGACGACAUUGAUUUAGAGAAUGCCGUCGUUGAAGAUACUCCUCCGUUUAGAAUCCCUAAAACCAGCAUCGGGAAGGGAAUCCGUAGUCUGUUUAUGCGUAAAAGGCGAGACGAGUGAACGUUGCCCGAACUUUUUAUAUUGGUGUUUUUACAUUGAUUUGAACGCUUUAUAUAAGUAAUUUGAUAUAUUGUAUUGAUAUUGGUGUUUUUUCAUUCAUUUGGCGUAUGUAUAUUAGUAAUUUGAUAAA